AUGGGCAUCCAGGCGAGCCGCGCCCUCGCCGCGCUCCUCCUGGCGGCGCUGGCCGCCGCGACCCUGCGGGGAGCCUCGGCGGUGGUGCAGUGCGGCCAGGUGACCCAGCUGAUGGCGCCCUGCAUGCCGUACCUCAGCGGCGCCCCCGGGAUGACGCCCUACGGCAUCUGCUGCAACAGCCUCGGGGUGCUCAACCAACUCGCCGCCAGCACCGCCGACCGCGUGGCCGCCUGCAACUGCGUCAAGGCGGCCGCCAGCGGCGGGUUCCCGGCCGUUGACUUCAGCCGCGCCGCGGCGCUCCCCGCCGCCUGCGGGCUCGCCAUCAACUUCGCCGUCACCCCCAACAUGGACUGCAACCAGGUUACGGAUGAACCCUGA
Molecule: messenger RNA, 378 nt
Organism: Triticum turgidum subsp. durum (durum wheat)
Lineage: Eukaryota; Viridiplantae; Streptophyta; Magnoliopsida; Poales; Poaceae
Source: the annotation of a GenBank genome assembly